Eremothecium cymbalariae DBVPG#7215 is the source of this 939-nucleotide messenger RNA. It is a transcript of the gene PHO13, whose product is annotated as 4-nitrophenylphosphatase. The coding region runs from base 1 to 939 and encodes 312 amino acids. The record is from RefSeq and is a predicted model, not a curated record. Lineage: Eukaryota; Fungi; Ascomycota; Saccharomycetes; Saccharomycetales; Saccharomycetaceae. The transcript has a single exon. Gene Ontology annotation, molecular function: alkaline phosphatase activity; phosphoglycolate phosphatase activity.
AUGAUUAAGAUGACUGGUUCUUCUCUCCCAAUUAAGAUAGACAGUGCAGAUGCUGCAGAGAAAUUUAUAGACAAUUAUGACACCUUUUUGUUUGACUGCGAUGGGGUUUUAUGGUUAGGUUCUUCCUUAUUGCCAAAUGUAUCAGAAACUCUCAGUUUGUUAAGAGCCAAAGGUAAGAAUCUAUAUUUUGUCACAAACAACUCAACGAAGUCUCGUAAUGCGUAUGCGAAGAAGUUUGAGUCUUUUGGGAUCUCAGUGAGAGAAGAUCAAAUAUUUACUUCUUCGUACGCUGCAGCAUUGUACGUAAGGGAUUCCUUAAAGUUGGAGCCAGGAAAGGAUAAGGUAUGGGUUGCUGGGGAGGCAGGGAUCAUCGAUGAGCUAGGAUUAAUGGGGUAUGAAACGUUGGGGGGGACGGAUCCUCGUUUGGAUGAGCCCUUUGAUAGCCAAAACUCACCAUUUUUGGUAAACUCAUUGGACCCGGAUGUGAAGUGUGUCGUCGCAGGAUUAGACACUCGCAUCAAUUACCAUCGUUUAGCAGUUUCACUGCAGUAUUUGCAACGAACAGACGUUUCUUUUGUUGCUACAAACCUUGACAGUACGUUCCCAUUGAAGGGUAUGACUCUGCCGGGAGCUGGAUCAAUUGUACAGUCUCUUGAAAAGGCUUCGGGAAGAACUGCCGUAGCCUGUGGUAAGCCAAAUCAAAAUAUGUUGAAAUCCAUCAUUGCAGCUACAAAUAUAGACCCAUCAAGAACUUGCAUGGUCGGUGAUCGCUUGGACACUGAUAUGAAAUUUGGUAGCGAAGGUCGUUUAGGUACUUUCUUAGUUUUGACGGGCAUUGAGACCGAAAACAACAUUCUAAAUCCAGACACUCAACAUACUAAGCCUCAAUACUAUGCAGGUUCUCUAAGUCUACUAUACGAAUUGACCAACGUGCCUUGA